UUUUGUAAUUUACCCAAUAAUAAUUGAUUAAUUUCAACACGGAUUGUCUUUUGACCCUUGACGCGCUGCAUAUUAUAUACACAACGCUUGUAUACAAAUUCCGACCACAACAGGAAUCAUGAGCUACUGCAAGAAAUGGCUGCCCUUAAUUUUAAUUAUUCAGAUGAUUAUCCCAAUGGCAGUUUCGCAAUUCGAGGAGUUCGUUUGUUCAACAACCGGAAACUACACAACGGAGAGCCUGUACCGUGCGGAUCUAAACGGCGUUCUCCGCUCUCUCUCCUCAAACAUGAACGCCGGCGGCUUCUACAGCGCCUCCGUCGGCCGAGCCAACGUCGCCGCCCUCUGCAGAGGCGACGUCCAGCUCAACCAGUGCCAGGGCUGCGUCAACAUAGUGUCGCAAACGAUCCUAGUCAACUGUCCGAAUCAGUUCGGGGCGAUUAUGUGGUCCGAAUUCUGUAUGGUGCGCUACUCGAACGAGUCCUUUUUGGGGAGGCUGUCGACAAGUCCGGCGAGGAUUUUGUAUAUUGGGACUAACUCGACGAGUCCGGUCCGGUUCAGGGCUGCCCGGGAAGAGCUGUUGGACGAUGUUCGGGCGCGUGCGGCGGACGGCGGAUCUCUGAGGAAGGCGGCGGCGGGGAAUACGACGGGGCCGGAUGAUCAGGGAAUUUUUACACUGUUGCAGUGCACGCCGGAUUUGUCGGCGGAGAAUUGCACUAGGUGCUUGGUGGAGGCCGCCGGAUAUAUACAGGGAUAUAUUAAUGAUUCGACUGGGAUCAGAGUCUAUACACCCAGCUGCAUUUAUCGUUAUGUGAAUCAGCAAUUUUACAAUAUCACCAGGCUUCAAGAACCACUUGUGCCGGCUUCGACGCCACCUUCUACGGCGGCGGCGCCGCCUCCUGGGGUGCUGUCGUUGGUGCCGCCUCCACCGUCACCAGGUAACUACAGUUUAGUUGAAGUAUUUAAAUUGGGAAUAUAAAACCCUAGGCUAUGUUUGUUAAGCUUUUCAAAUUCUUUUCACACUUUCCCCAAAAUGAAAAUUAUCUUUCUACACUAUUUUCAAAAAAUUUCUCCAAAACAAAUUCAAAUAUUUCUCUCUCUAACAAAUAUGAUUAGACCGCUACAGUAAAAAAUGUCUUCACUAAAAUACAAAAUCAAAUCACUUUAUCUUUUAAAUUCUUCUUCCAAAAUACCUUUUUCCCAACACCUUUCAGACAUAAUU
This is a messenger RNA of Erythranthe guttata (spotted monkey flower), 1219 nucleotides long. The record is from RefSeq and is a predicted model, not a curated record. Lineage: Eukaryota; Viridiplantae; Streptophyta; Magnoliopsida; Lamiales; Phrymaceae.